This is a messenger RNA of Drechmeria coniospora, 948 nucleotides long. RefSeq lists its product as uncharacterized. Gene Ontology annotation, cellular component: preribosome, large subunit precursor. Bases 1 to 948 code for a protein of 315 amino acids. NCBI's taxonomy places the organism in Eukaryota, Fungi, Ascomycota, Sordariomycetes, Hypocreales, Ophiocordycipitaceae. The transcript has a single exon. Gene Ontology annotation, biological process: maturation of LSU-rRNA; maturation of 5.8S rRNA. The record is from RefSeq and is a predicted model, not a curated record.
AUGGUCAAAAUUUCGAACAAGAAGCGCCCAAUUGAGGGCAGGUUACAGCGCCCGUCAAAGAAGCAAAAGAGAAAGCAAGACCAUGACAGCGAAUCCGGGAGCGGUUCGGAUGACAACUUUGACGCAGUCAAUCUUCUCGACUCGGACGACGACAUUCACAAUGCCAAAGUUGACGACGCCCCUGAAGUUGCCGAUGAUGCCCCCUCCAGCUCCGAGGACGAGCGACCUAAGUUCAAGAAGGCGGCAAAAGUAAAAUCAAAAGCACCAGCGAAGAAAUCGAAAAAGGUGAAGUCGGAUGACGAGGAAGAGAACGACGUGGAGGAGGACGGGGAGGACGAGGCGGACGACGACGAAGAGGAUGACGACGACGACGACGACGACUCUGAAGUUGACGCACAAGAAAUUGGCUCAGCAGCAGCUGGCCGUAAGGCAAAGUCGAAACGAAACGACCCGACCGCUUUCGCAACGUCCUUGUCCAAGAUAUUGUCGACCAAAUUAUCGUCAUCCAAGCGAUCGGACCCCGUUUUGGCAAGAAGUGCUGCCGCGCACGAAGCCUCCAAGGCCGCUGUGGAUAAUGCACUCGAGGCCAAGGCGAAAAGGCAACUCAAGGAGCAGAAGAGAAAAGCGCUGGAAAAGGGCCGGGUCAAAGACGUGCUGCUGGCGACAAACGACGAAGCAACGGGCGAGCCCGAGGUGACGACGUCCGAGAUCAUGCUCCUCGAGAAGAGAUUGCGCAAGGUGGCCCAACGAGGUGUCGUCACCUUGUUCAACGCAGUGAGAGCGGCACAGGUCAAGGCCGGGGAGGCGGAGAGGGAAGUGAAGAAGAAGGGUGUGAUCGGGAUGAACAGGCGGGAGGAAAAGGUCAACGAAAUGACCAAAAAGGGCUUCCUCGAUUUGAUCGCAUCGGGCGGAGGUGGCCUGAAAAAGGGUGGUUUGGAAGAGGCUUGA